CAGUAGACCUCAACCAUUUUCAGAAAGACUACGAAGGGCUUUUAAGCUACAGCACAGGGGGUUAAGAUCUAAAGGCAGAAAGGAAAAUGUGGAGGAAGACGUCAUCGCUUCUAGUAAGAAGAACUUUUCUCAGUCGGAAAACGGCGGCUCUGAAGUUCCGGGAGUCAUUUUUUUAUUAUCAGGUACCCAAUUCAGAGUUUCGAAAGUUUAGCGUACCAUGUAUAGAAUCCUUGUUUCAUAAAUCGGAUUUCUCUAUCCGGAUAUGUGGAAAUUUUGAAUUUUGUCCAAACCCGAGAUUUUUCUCAACGAACCCAUCUGAAAAUUACGAGGAAGAGCUUGCGGAAUCGGAAGCCAAUGAAGGGUUCGAGGGGAGCUUGAAUAAUGUGUUUGAUGAAAGUACGAGCUCCAUUUCGUCGGAAUUGGAAGCUGGGUCUUCGAUUUUCAAUGAAGACGCGGAUGGCUUAGAGUUAAAUUAUGGUUUGGCUGCUGAAAUUGAUCAGAGUUCUGUUUCUAUGGACCAAAAGUUUGGUUCUUUUGCAACGGAGGAUGAGGAAAUUGAAAAAAUGGAGGUGAAUGAUAUGGAAAAGGUGCAAAGUUUGUUGUCAUUGCUUCAGAGCAGUGGUAUUGCCGAUGGGUCUCCAGAGGAGGACUUUGAAAAAAUUGGUUUGGUUUUGAAUGAAGAUUUUGUGACUAUGGUGCUUGAAACACCGUAUGUUCCAGGGGAGAACUUAAUUGGUUUUUUCAGGUGGGUUUUGAAGAAAUCGGAGUUUAAGGUGACAACACAGGUGCUUGACGCACUUGUUAGUGCAAUAUGCAAGGCAAAUAGGAAGAGAGAAGCGUAUGCUUUAUGGGACCUGGUGCAGGAAGUUGGGGAGAAGGAGAAGGGCAUCCUGAGUACUGAGAGUUUAACCGAAUUAAUAGCACUAUUAUCGAGGUUAGGGAAAGGGAAGGCGGCAUUUGAUGUGUUCAAUAAGUUUGGCGAGUUUGGAUCGCUUACAAAUCCUGAUACAUAUUAUAUUACGAUUGAAGCUCUUUGUAAGAGGUCAUUUUUCGAUUGGGCUUGUACAGUUUGUGAGAAGAUGUUACAAGAGGAUAAACUUCCGAAUAGCGUGAGAGUUGGAAAAAUAAUUUCUUAUUUGUGCAGAGGAAGUAAGGCUAAAGAUGCACACUCGGUUUAUCUGUCUGCUAAGGAUAAGAAAAUAUAUCCUCCUCGGUCUUCUGUAAAUUUUUUGAUCAGCUCCCUUUGUCGACUUAGGCAAACUGAUAAAGAAACACCUAUGGAAAUUGAUAAGGAAACUGAUAGGGAAACUGUUUCCUUGGCUUUAGAGAUGCUGAAGGAUUAU
Olea europaea var. sylvestris is the source of this 1343-nucleotide messenger RNA. Its product is annotated as pentatricopeptide repeat-containing protein At3g02650, mitochondrial-like. Lineage: Eukaryota; Viridiplantae; Streptophyta; Magnoliopsida; Lamiales; Oleaceae. Gene Ontology annotation, molecular function: protein binding. The annotation marks the transcript as partial. The transcript has a single exon. The record is from RefSeq and is a predicted model, not a curated record.